AUGGUGCGUAUGCUGUUUGACUUUCACAGGUUCAAUCAAGCUAAGGAUGAUGUGAAAAAAGGCUGGUACGUGGUCUGGCAAUUGUUUUUAUCUAAAUUCAAAUUCCUGAGAGAAUUGAUAGGCGAUACAGGGUCCCAACAGGGAGACAACGAGCCUUUGGAGACUGAAGCUGAACAGGAGACUCCACCCUCGCCUCAGAGAGGUAGACAGAAAUCUGCUCGGCAGCGAAGGGCACCUACAGAAGACACAACUUAA
Molecule: messenger RNA, 255 nt
Organism: Pelecanus crispus (Dalmatian pelican)
Lineage: Eukaryota; Metazoa; Chordata; Aves; Pelecaniformes; Pelecanidae
Source: RefSeq, a predicted model, not a curated record